This is a messenger RNA of Spirometra erinaceieuropaei, 663 nucleotides long. NCBI's taxonomy places the organism in Eukaryota, Metazoa, Platyhelminthes, Cestoda, Diphyllobothriidea, Diphyllobothriidae. The record is from the annotation of a GenBank genome assembly.
AUGCGAUCACUGGAAGAAGAAAUGUAUUGGUCCGACGGUUCGGAUUCUCAUUCGAAUCCAUCAUCAGAGACAGGCGAAGAUAAAGGCACUCCAACCUACGGACUGACAAAGUGGCUGUUUAGACGUCUCAAGUUUCUGACCUCCGAUUCGAACACAACACAAUUCUUGGAGAAACUUAAAGGAGUACGUCUCCUGCCCAGCGAUGUCAUGGUUUCCUUAGAUGUCACGUCCCUUUUUACUUCGAUCCUGCAGGACCUGGCAGUCGAGACCAUCGAACUACUCUUACGGGAGAAAUACGACGAAACGGAGAAUCGCCUCGGACAUGCCCAAAUCAUCCACCUCCUGAAGUUCUGUCUCAAGACGUACUAUACGUUCGACGAAACAAUCUACGAGCAGGUGAGGGAAACACCAAGGGGUUCGCUGAUUUCGGGACUCAUAGCCGAGGUGGUCCUACAGCGGUUGGCGAAGUUGGUUUUCCGACAUCACAGACCGAAAUACUGGCCUCGGUAUGUGGAUGGCACCUUCGUCAUCAUCGAACGGAACCAGGCGGUGGAAUUCAAAGGACAUCUCAGCGUCGUCUUCCCGGACAUUCAAUUUACGAUGGAGGAGGAAGAAGACAACCAGCUGGCCUUACCGGAUGUUCUCGUCUACCGCAAAUGUUAA